Liolophura sinensis is the source of this 1987-nucleotide messenger RNA. RefSeq lists its product as uncharacterized. NCBI's taxonomy places the organism in Eukaryota, Metazoa, Mollusca, Polyplacophora, Chitonida, Chitonidae. The record is from RefSeq and is a predicted model, not a curated record. The transcript has 13 exons. Gene Ontology annotation, biological process: carbohydrate metabolic process. Gene Ontology annotation, molecular function: hydrolase activity, hydrolyzing O-glycosyl compounds. Bases 68 to 1672 code for a protein of 534 amino acids.
CAUAACGAAACCUACUUUGCAUUCUGCAUGAGAUCUGAGGACUCCGUCUACACACGAAACAGUGGCAAUGGACAUCGUCGUGCUUUUCUUGAUCACAGCGGUGGCAAUAGCCAACCUAGUGUCAGUUACAGACAGCCAGGAAAUACUCCAAAACCCAGACUUUGAGACCAUGGAUCAUUGGUCGUGCCCUCACGUGACGUGUACGUUAUCGAGUGACAAACACUCGGGCAAUCAUGCCAUCAAAACCCAGGACAGGCAUAACUACUACCAAGGUCCCUCGCAGACAGUACAUCUCAAAGAAGGUCACGUGUACAACAUGGAAACCUGGAUUAAACUCCUGAACGACAACGGGAAGUCUCAACACGUCCAGAUUGAGGUGGCCUAUAUGCUGAAUAACGGCCACACUAAUUACGUAACGGUGGCAAACCGGAACCCCGUCAACUCUCACUCCGGCUGGGUUCACCUGAAAGGUCAGCUGGUCGUGCCUACAGGUGUCAAGCAGAGCCGAGUGUACUUCCAAGGGCCUGACCCGGGCAUAGACUUCCUGGUGGACGCCGCUUCCUUGACGGAACUACACAUACAUUCCAACAGCUGGAAACCUGAGGCUGACGCCCGAAUUGACCAUUACAGGAAGAGCAACAUCCAUAUAAAAGUGGCGACUGACACCGGCGUCAACAAAGACUUGAUUUCUAUUGACGUAUCCCAGAAAACUCACGCUUUCCCUUUCGGAACCGCUGUCGUUGCCAGCAUAAUAAACAACAACAACGGUGGUUCGGACCAGAAGUAUCGCCAGUUUGUCUUUGACAAUUACAACUGGGCAGUUACCGCGAACGCUAUGAAAUGGCACAGUAUCGAACGCGUCAAGGGACAGCCAGACUACGAGACAGGAGAGACAGCGAUCAAGAUCCUCCGCAGUCAUGGGCUUAAAGUUCGUGCCCACAAUCUGUUGUGGAAUUUUGCACGUCACCUACCUCACUGGGUAACGGCGUUGAAAGGCGACGAACUGAACUCGGUUGUUCAGAAGCACAUCCAUGACACAGUCCUUCGAUAUAAAGGCCUAGUGGAGCAUUGGGAUGUGAACAAUGAGAUGCUUCACGGAAACUAUUUUGAAGACACGUUUCACGACCCGGAUUACUCCAAGAAAGUUUUCAGAACUGUUCAUCAACUUGACCCCAACGUCACCUUGUUCCUCAACGACUUCAGCGUAGUGUCGUCCGGUGGAAGCACAAAUGAUUACCUGGCUCAGGCUAAGGAUUACAAGGCGUCAGACACAUACGUUGGUGGCCUGGGGGUACAGUGUCACUUCAAAAACAAACCAGUGCCGGCUCUUAUCAAGGAAAGACUGGACACUCUCUCACAGGCGGGAUUGCCUAUAUGGGCGACCGAGCUGGAUAUCAUGGCGGAUGAUGAGGACGUGAGGGCUGACUGGUACGACAUCGCUUACCGGAUGCUGUUUUCACAUCCUUCGGUGGAAGGCAUCCUAAUUUGGGGGUUUUGGAGUGAGCAUCAGUGGCGUGGAGAAAAAGCUGCCUUGGUCUCAGGACCAGAAUUUAGGGUCAACGCCGCUGGCCAGCGCUACCUGAACCUCGUGAACAAAGAGUGGCGAACUGAGAGCUCUCACCCCCUUUCCAAGGGCACUGAUUUCACCGUCAGAGGUUUCCGAGGUCAUUAAGAGCUAGUCCGUGGCUUCUUCGUCAGUGCUUGGGAAAACGAAACAUCGUGUAGCUAAGACAAAUUUGUCCGUUUUGCGUGGUUUUAGCAGGUGUCCAAUCUGGGUACGAUUUGAUUAUAUAGUACAAUAUAUAGCUGUUAAUGUACGGUCAAUAUGGGUGUGACGGCUGGAAAGCUGACAACGGAUUACCCAUCAUUUAUUCGCUUAUAGGUUAAAUUUGAUGAUAUGCAACGUAAAAUAAUGUUACUAGGAAAUGAACUCACUGAUAUGCAUGCUCAGUGAUAUUUUACAACUAUUGUAGGCCUACUGGUACAC